Messenger RNA from Sporothrix schenckii 1099-18, 741 nucleotides. Its product is annotated as FK506-binding protein 2. The coding region runs from base 1 to 741 and encodes 246 amino acids. The transcript is spliced from 4 exons. The record is from RefSeq and is a predicted model, not a curated record. Gene Ontology annotation, molecular function: peptidyl-prolyl cis-trans isomerase activity. Gene Ontology annotation, biological process: protein peptidyl-prolyl isomerization. NCBI's taxonomy places the organism in Eukaryota, Fungi, Ascomycota, Sordariomycetes, Ophiostomatales, Ophiostomataceae.
AUGCACGGCCUUCUUGCUUCGCUCUCGCUCAUGGCGUCUGCCGCCGCUGGCGUCCUGGCUGCCGACCUGAAGAUUGACGUUACGCUACCGGUUGAAUGUGACCGCCGUACGCAAGCCAACGACAAGAUUUAUGUCCACUACCGGGGGACGCUGCAGUCAAAUGGCAACAAGUUUGAUGCCAGCUACGACAGAGGCACGCCGUUCUCCUUCGUUUUGGGCCAAGGACAGGUGAUUAAGGGGUAUGAUAACCUGCCCAGCACACAUACGGACGGGGUAUCCCAUCCUCUCCUCUAUACUCACGCCCACGUUGCUAACCUCUGGCACGUCGUGUCUCUCCCUCAGCUGGGAGCAAGGUCUUCUCGACAUGUGCAUCGGCGAGAAGCGGUAACACCCUCACUCAACCCCCCAGCUUUGAGACUUUGUCUCCUCCCGAAAACACUCACUGUCCCACCCGAAUAUGGCUACGGCCAGCGUGGCAUUGGCCCCAUCCCUGCCGGCUCUACUCUGGUCUUUGAAACCGAGCUGAUCGGCAUCGAGGGUGUUCCUAAGCCUGAAUCGAUCGUUACGAAGGCGGCCACCGGUGACCCUUCCGCGGACUCGAGCGCCAGCACUGAAGCCGAAGCCGAGGCCGAAACGCCAAAUGUCGCGGAAAAGAUUGCCAGCAAAGUUGCAGAGGCGGCCGAUGUCGUGAAGACGAUUGUCGCCGACACCGACGACAGCCAGGAGCACAACGAGCUGUAG